UGUAAAUCUGUGCAGAGGCUUUCCUCUUACUAAUCAUCUUAUUUGGCGACUCAAAAAAUACAAGCGACUUCAAUCGAAAAACAACACAUCGGACGACUGUGACCACCAUGUGACGAUAUGACAGGUGUAGCAGGCUCGUGCCGUUUUCAGUGAGUGGGAAAUGUUCCGCUGCUUAAGGAGUUGCAAGUGUAGCGUGCACACAAAUGACUGAUCACCACAGAAAAGUGCAGACAAAGGCAUGAUACAUGUAGAUAUCAUUGGAGUUUAUUGCCUUUUCUGACACAAUGAUUUGCAAAAUAACACCAAAGACAUGCUGUAACUGGGACAUCGCAGUACUGGAGAGGGUGUCAGUAUGAAGGGCCCCAGCUCCAGAUGGGCUUUUUUCCUGGGCUUCUUGGUGGGAGCCUUCAGCUUCUACUUCUUCCUGCACCAGGUGUGGUUUGAGAGGAGCUACCCUGUGCUGUCAGAGGCUCAGGAAAAAGCCACAACAGUGGGAGUGAGACCAACCAGCUGGAGGAAAGAGGGAGCUGCUCUCAUCAACUUGCUCCACCCUCACCACGCAGAUGAAGACAGCCGAGUGGCAGAUGUGUUGUACCAGAAAGUACGUGUUCUCUGUUGGGUGAUGACAGGGCCGUAUAACCUGCAGAGCAGGGCCCGCCAUGUCAGGGCGACCUGGAGUCGCCACUGCAACGCGGUAGUGUUCAUGAGCUCUGUGGAGGACCCAGACUUCCCCACUGUGGGACUGGGCACUAAGGAGGGCCGUGACCAGCUCUACUGGAAGACUAUCCGAGCCUUCCAUUAUGUUUACGAGCACCAUGCGAAUGAAGCAGACUGGUUCUUAAAAGCGGACGAUGACACCUAUGUGGUGGUGGACAACCUGCGCUGGAUUCUGUCCAACCACACCCCUGAAGAGCCCAUCUAUUUUGGUAAACGCUUUAAGCCUUACACCAAGCAAGGCUACAUGAGUGGAGGGGCAGGCUACGUACUUAGUAAAGAGGCCCUCAAGAGAUUUGUGGAAGGUUUUCGCACCAAAGUUUGCACACACACCACUCCUGUAGAAGACCUAGCUCUGGGGCAGUGUUUGGAGAAGAUGGGUGUUCUGGCUGGGGAUUCCAGAGAUACUUUGCAUCGAGAAACUUUCCAUCCGUUUGUGCCAGAGCACCAUCUAACUGGCAAGUUCUCCAAGAGCUUCUGGUACUGGAGCUAUUGUUACUACCCGAUUGUUGAGGGUCCACAGUGCUGCUCUGACCUGGCAGUAUCGUUCCAUUAUGUGGAAGCAGAGCUAAUGUACACACUGGAGUAUUAUACCUACCACCUGAGAGCGUACGGCUACAGGCCACGAUACCGGCCGUCCUUGCGCCAGGGUCUGAGCCUCGGCACUCUCUCGCAGACCACUGUGACGGUGGGAUUUAAAGGAGCACAAGAGGUGACAGAAGCAAGGAGUCACACAACUGCUGCCUUUUCUGUUAGCGGCAACCAAACCAAAGUUGAGAUGGAGACAGACAAAGGGGAGGGAGACGAUCUAAACUCACACCACAGAGAGAACAGGACUGUAGUCACACAUGACAGACAACUCUGAUCUCAUGUGGGGUUCUGUGUUUUAACUGUGACGUGUCCGAUUGAAUCUACAUUAGAAACACUUGUGGCUACUUUUGCUCGGCGACAGGAGCUGUGAUGGCGAUUGUGCCAGAGAAGAGAAGUUGCCCUGUGCGUUGUGUUAGUUGAUGAUUUCUUCUGACAGAGCUUCCUUGAUCUGAUCACGGUAUACCACGGUCAGUAUGACACUGUAAGCACUCAGCACAGUGUGAUUCAGUGGCAGCUGCGAAUGGCUUAGCUAUUUUCAACCGAGAUAAACACUUGGAUUAGCUUAAUUUGAUUUGACAUCAUCAGUGUUUGAAAUGAUGACUUCACACAGUCACAGAUGUGUGCUUGGAGUGAUACAGGAAAAGGCACAUAGAAUAUUAUAUUAAUGUGUCUCACAAGCACCUGAUCUGAGCCAUUAUGAAACAAUGUAUGAAAUGAUUCUUAUAUUUUUUCAUUAAUUUUCAUUUAAUUCAUAAUUUGGAUUUUUUUUUCUAAUGAGAAAAGCAAAA
This is a messenger RNA of Toxotes jaculatrix (banded archerfish), 2093 nucleotides long. RefSeq names its product core 1 synthase, glycoprotein-N-acetylgalactosamine 3-beta-galactosyltransferase, 1a (gene c1galt1la). Gene Ontology annotation, cellular component: membrane. The transcript is spliced from 5 exons. The record is from RefSeq and is a predicted model, not a curated record. NCBI's taxonomy places the organism in Eukaryota, Metazoa, Chordata, Actinopteri, Toxotidae. Gene Ontology annotation, molecular function: N-acetylgalactosaminide beta-1,3-galactosyltransferase activity. Bases 353 to 1579 code for a protein of 408 amino acids.